This is a messenger RNA of Hypanus sabinus (Atlantic stingray), 8539 nucleotides long. Its product is annotated as ataxin-1-like. The transcript has 5 exons. Bases 378 to 2642 code for a protein of 754 amino acids. Gene Ontology annotation, biological process: anatomical structure development; regulation of DNA-templated transcription. Lineage: Eukaryota; Metazoa; Chordata; Chondrichthyes; Myliobatiformes; Dasyatidae. The record is from RefSeq and is a predicted model, not a curated record. Gene Ontology annotation, cellular component: nucleus. Gene Ontology annotation, molecular function: protein binding; RNA binding.
UCAGUCUGCGCCUCGGUGUUUGUCGAUGUAAAGUUUUUUUCUUGAGUUUCUAAUUGCAGGCGAAAGAAAAUUAAAGGCUCGACGGCUGAGAGGGAGAAACCAAUGAAUUCACGGAGGCUGUUAGAAUCAGGAUGAGAUUUGCAGUAGGUGCUAAUCUCUGGAAUUCUGUCCUUUGGUGGUGCUUGAAGCUGCAUCAUUGUGAAAGAUGCCAAAGCUGGAAAACGCAACGUUUUUGCGCUUUGAGCACUCAAUGUUCUCAUUCACUUUCACAGGCUCCCGUCAGCAAGUGGUUUGAGGAGAGCUCCAGAAUAUCUUUGUUCUCCCAUUGACUUUGCUUGGUAAUAUUUAUAGGCAAAAGUAAUACUCCAGAGUACAAUAUGAAACCUGCUUAUGAGCGAAAUCAGGAAUGCCUGCCACCAAAGAAACGAGAACUUCUACAGAAUAGCACUGGAGGUGAGGAGGUCUUAAAAAAUAAUACUUUGCCAACCAAUAUUACUACUGUGAGUGAUGCUGAUUGGUCGAGAAGUGCUGCUGAAGAGAAUCAAACAACACUGAGAUGUGGAGUCAGAGCUGAUAAUGGUGAAAGCUCACCUGGAGUUGCAGUGGAUCAGUAUAGUAUGAUGUACAAAUUGGCUGUACCUUCUGCAAGCAAUUCAUUAAAUGCUCAGAAUUCAUUGGUGAACAUGGGGCAUCUGUCACCAGGUUACAGCAUUGCAUCUCCGCUUCUUCAACACCAUGGGGUUCCAUAUAUGCCUGUUCAUUACACCCAGCUACCCCAUGCUUCACUGCAAUUUGUAGGAGCUCCAUACACAAUACCAUAUGUGUCUCAUGGGAUUCUGCCAAAUCCUCUAAUUUCUUCUACCAUGGGCAUUCCCACCUCUCAUUUUUCUCAUCUUGUCUCGUAUCCUUCCGUGAUGGCUGAGGCUGUUACUCCUCCUCCACAGACAACUUCUCCUAUAGAAACAUACAGUAAAACCACUGGUUCUCCUAUACAAAGUUUGACUCCACAAGGACCACUGGCUCACCUAUCUGCAACAGAACCAUCGCAAGGUAUGGCUCAUGGUAGGGUUCAUUUUCAACCCUCGAUGUUAACGCCAUCAUAUGCCUCAUUUACUACAGCAGUACCGAAUCUAGAUAUCUCCCAUAACAAUAGAUUUAGCUUUCAGAUGGCAAAAGACAAAGAAAUUGCUGAAGCUAUAUUGGAAGUCUCAACAAACCGAAUUGAAGGAGCUUCAAACCAUCAAAAUUUUGAGAAACGGCCACGACAAGAAAGAUUUAUAGAACUUCAGGCACCCCAUAAUGUUGGCAGAAAAGAACCGCAGUUAUCUUCUUCACCCAUUGAAAAAGCUAGAGGCAGUCCCCAUUUUCCUUCUCAUAGGGAACCAAGGAAUGAGGUUACCUCUCCAGCACAAAGGAGUACACCGGACACAGACCUAGAAGUCCAGCAAGUAGUUGGGAGUUUGAGUGCUCAAGGAACUGAGGGUCCUGUAGUUGUUAGAAAAGAAGUCUUAAGUACUAUGAAAGUUUCUCAGAAUUCAGUCAAAAAUCAAGAGCAAUUAAGACACCAUUUGCAAGUCAUUCCAGGUAAGAACUUUGCAGAGUUUUGUUCUAGUGAAGAAUUACCACAAUCUCCAUAUCUGCCUGCUCAACAGCAUGUUACCCCAGGACUCAAAAGGCAAAUGCUGGAUGACCAAUGUGGGCAUUUGCAUAAAACAAUGGUAUUAGCCAAUGGGCAGCCAAUAUUAAUGCCUGUUGAUGCCCCUGCUCUUGGGAAUUCCUUGGUUAAUACAGCUGCUGUAACUACAGAACCCGUAAUUCAAAGGGCUCUUGAUACACAAACAAGUGUUUGUACAGUGGUUCCACUUCCAGCUUCACAGCCCUCUGUACCAGUUCUUCAGCCUGUCCUUGUCCAGCAGUCCCCAGCUGCUCCUAUUCCUUCACACUUUAUGAAAGGUGCCAUCAUCCAGUUAGCGAAUGGGGAGCUGAAACGUGUAGAAGACUUACAAGCACAGGACUUUGUGCGUAGUGCAGAAAUUAGUACUGGGUUAAAAAUUGACUCCAGCACACUGAUGGAUAUUGAGGAGAGCCAACGGGCCGGCUAUGUCACCCUCCAUUUCUCUGUAGGAGAACCUAAAUCAAAGGUGAGUGUAGAGGUCCCUCAAGAGCACCCAUUCUUUGUAUUUGGCCAGGGUUGGUCCUCUUGUAGCCCAGAACGCACUGCACACCUCUUUGGACUUUCAUGUCAAAGGCUUACUGUGGGUAAUACCUGUAUAUCACUCAGCGCACAAACUUCUAGCAGGAGCUCUACCCAGCCAACAUCUUCAAUCAAUACCAUUUCAGCUCUUGAGUCAAGGACCAUGGCAACAUCAGAGGUUGUCUUAGCUCCUCCAGAGAUUUCAGUCCACAUAAGUAGAAACUCUGAGAUUAGAAAUUAUUCUAAAGACUCUGUCAUGCAGCAUUUGCACACGGAUUCUGAAAGCACCGGUGUUCCCAGCCACCCAGAUUACCAGUGUCGCUGGUCUCCUCCGGUUUUCCAAAGAGGGAGUAUUCAGUCAGAGGAUGCAAAAAUGUCCACCCGACCAUCCUUCAUAUCACAGGAAGUCAAACUUUCAAUAGAAGGACGAUCAAAUGCCGGAAAGUAACUUGAGAAAUGUAAAUUAAGGCAGUUUCACACCACCUAAGACAGUGUUUGACCAGUUACAUUAAUGUAUUGAAAUGUACUUAUGAAAAUUUAUGCAAAUAAUUUGCAAAAUAGAAGAGCUUGGAUUCACCUUUGAAGCAUUAGUAGCAAGGGAGUGUGUGACAAGAUGAUUUUUUCUUUAAUAAUGAGGAUGCUCUUAGCAGCUCAUAUUUUUGAAGUGCAGUAGAGCUUAUCUAAUGCUGCACACCUUUUACAACAUAAAGAUACCUAGUAAAUUCUAAAUGAUGCUUCAUGCCUUGCAUGUUUUUUUCUACAUUUGGUGAUCCUCUAUGAAAGGAUGAGAAAUUAAACUCUUAAAGUACUUGCAGCAAAAAUUAAUUUUCAUUUCCCCAUUUGAAAAGCUUUAGUUUUACUUCAUUCACAACAAAGCAAAUUUUAUAUUACAUUAAAUAUAAUGAUAUGAUGAAAAAUAAUCACUUAAAAUUAUCGAAUGUUAUUUUCAAGAUGAUUACUUAUUUAUGUACAAGUAUUUGGGAAAACAGUAAUAGUCACAGAAACCAGGGAAUAAUGAAAAGUGAAGCUGGUUAGCAAAAUUCAGGUGGAAAGAGAUGAAUGCCAUACUUUCACUUACAGGGUACAUGAAAUCUGACCUUGUAUUAAUUGGUCAUCUUAGUUUCAGAGGUUUGCUUCAAUACAUUUUGCUUAUCCAGAUACAGUGCAUGUUAUUAAGUAUGAAUUCUUGGUUUAAGAUCCCUAAAGGGGCCAUCACUAUUCUUUGUAGUGAGGUGUGCCCUGGUUCUUUAACUGAGUAAACACAAGGUUUGUUGCGCCUGGUUCAAUUUUCGUUAAAGUCAAAUUUUAAUUUUCAUAAAAUAGGUAGUUGACCUGUGUAACUGUGUAACCUGUUUUUAACACUCAUGGUCAAAUCAUGUAUUGAUUUUCUUUUUCUUAAAUCUAAGCUAUCUAAAGUAAUUUAAAUGGUAAUGAUACCUAAAAAUACAAUCAAUGAGAUAGGAGAUGUUAAGAGCAUUAUUUUGCAUCUUUUUAAGAGAAUCAAACUAUUGAGUACCAAUGUUAUAAGGUGCCUGUGAGUUUUUGUACUAAAUUAGUCUGAACUACAGCCUAAGUUUAUAUGUGAGCAACUGGAGUACCAAAGGCUGAAUAAUUCUGCUGUGUGUUGUUACUGAUAUUUAGGGCUAUUUUUUAAUAGGUUUGGCUGUUGAGACUUCAUCUUAUGAUGUCCUAAAAUAACCAACAUUUCAAAUCUGUACACAAGUUGAACUUGCAUUUAUAAUUGGAAUUUGACUUCCAUUUAAACAGAAAUUUUGAACAUUAGUGAAAGAGUAAGCAGAAGUGAAAUAUAAUAGUAUGCACAAAGGUGAAGGCUCUUUGUUCCAUGGGUGGCAGGUUCUAGUGAAAUAUGCAAAAUAUAUAACUAAUAUGAUCCUUCCCACUAAUCAACUCUGUGGUUAAAGACUGAUUAAGUUGUGCUGUACUGUACUCAUGAUCUACUACUUCCCUUGUUGAAUGAUGCCCAAGUUCUAUGCAUGCAUUUGUUUUAGAAAAGUAUUUAAUUUUGGAUUUUUUUGAGUGCCUAGUUGUGGUUCAUGAUUUAUUUAAGAAAAAAAAAUCAUGGUAUUUGAAAAAGGUUAGCUGAAUCAAUUGGCUUAAAUUCAGUUGUAGUGAGGAUAAACUUCACUGUUGUAUUGUUUUUGCCUCUGCUGUUUCUAGGUUGCUGCCAUUGGAAAAAAACAAAAUAGGAAGUUGCAAUUAGGUGAACUGUAAUUUUAAAUUUGAAAUGGUAUUGAGGAAAAAGAAGAAAUGUGACCGAGGGAUUUGGAGAAUAGUUGGUGCACUACUAUGAAAAUUAGUUUAUCCUGUUGCUGAUUGAGAAUCCCAGAACAUAAAACUAAUUAUUAAACGUUUAUGAAGGUGAUAUGAAAAAAUAUUUGGUAGAAUUAGUGCUGAAAUGACUUAUUUACUGUAGUUUUCCUAUAUUUUAUUUUGUCACCUAGCACUUUUUAUAUAAUUAACAGUGCUGAUGCCUUGAGCAUCAUUCCAUACCAGCUUAUUAACUGAACUGCCCAAUGUAAUAUCUGAUGUUGCUGUGCAUACUGAUGAUCUUUUCACAUGACAUUAGCUUGUGUUUAUGCACUUUGAGUUUAAAUUUAAAAUGUAAUCUUCCAUGACCUUAAACUAACAUCAGUUUAGCUGAAACUUUCUCAUAAAAACUAGGUUUUCAUAGUUCAGUAUGCAUUUAAUAACAAAUUUUAAAUAUAUUGAGAAACCUAUGCACAAUAUUUUUCAUGUUCAUCUGUUUAUUUUACUUGUGAAGCUAUUGUAUUUGAUCAGUGGUGUCAGGAACAGAGUGCAUUCAAUAACUGGGGAUUGGACUUAUGCAUGUAGCUAUGAAAAAUCAUUAAUAUUUGCACAACAUAUUGGACAUUCAAGAGCUGGCUUUUGCAUUUUAAAUUAACUACCACAUCUCCAGUAACCUUGAUGGUGCCCAGCCUUAUUUCACCUCCCAAAUUCCCAAUUUAAAAUGCAACAUAAUCUGAACCAUGAGUGUUUUAGCACACACUUAUUCAAAUGUAUUUACAUAUGUGAGUGGCUGCAGUAUCUUUUUGCAGCAGAGGAAUUUUUCAAUCCGAAAUGUGGCAAAUUUAGUAGCAAACCAGUAAUUGAGUCUAAUUAUGCUCAUGGGAGAAUGAAAGCUCUUUGUCAACUGUAACAGACUUGGAAUCACUUUUGUGAACAUUUUAAUUUUAGUGUUGUCACUGGAAGUAAAUGACUGCCUGGAUUAUGCAGUAUUUAUAUCUCUGACUGCAUUUCUAAUUUAUAUAGGAAUUGCAUGUGCUCAAAACUGACAUGGGAGGAUGCAAAAGGGAAAUAUAAAAGUUUAAGAAUUAUACCAAAGUGAAAGAUUUAAGCAGUUUGAUAUUGUCUAGUAAAUUUCAAAAUUAUACUUGUUUAAAACAACCACUGGGUGUGAAAGUAAAACAAAACUGCUGUAACCAAAUCUCACAUAAAAAUCCCCUUAUGUCUCCAUUAGAAACUACAUCUUUUCUGUUGUUUGGCUGCAACAAAAACAACUUAAUGUUUUAGAAUCUAUCGGCCCUUACUGAUAUGCAGUAUUAAUUCUGACUGCAUUUUUUGUCAGACAUUUUACAGAAUAAACUUCUAUUUCAACUUUGCAAUAUCUUCAUUUGAUUUAACAGUUUUUCCAGAAUUGAUUUCUUGAUUGGUGACUUGAUUUUUACUAAUCAUUUGGGCCUGAACUAAUAAGUGAAUUCUAAACAGGACAUAAGGGUAUUUUAAUUUGUUUUGCAACUUGUUGCUUGGAAUGAUGCAUUUUCAUUUUGCAGAUUAUUUACAUUGAGAUGUACAGAAAGUUCUUUAAUGGUAGAACAUUUUAUCAAAUUAUCAAAAGUGCAAAUUGAAACAAUUGGUAAAUUUUACCUCCUUAAUUAUGUUCUGUUGGUUGUAUAUUAAUGUUUGACAAAUGUUAGUUUUAUAUGUUUGUGCUAUAGGAAAUUUUUAAUGCAUGGAAGUUUCAGCCUAUUUGAUAAAGGAGAUAAUCCUAUUUAACCUCUUAUGUAGGGAAUUGUGUUACAAUCUUCUGUUGGUAUGUUUGUCAGGAUGGUCAGCACUUACAUUUGAAGUCGACAGUAUCCCUUUUGAUGAGAUAACCUUGCUGAAUUUGAAAAUCACCCAUACAAAACUUUGUAGUGUUUAAUAAUAUUUGCAGUAAAUUUGUAUACCUUAAAAUAUUCAAAAAUGUGUACAAUAGUUUACAACAUAAAUUUUUAUUCCAAGUAUUAAGUGCAACUUAAAAACAUUAUUUACAUUAAUCACCUAAUGGAUCAUACAGAAAAUUCAUUACAUUUAUUCCCUAUGGCAAAACUGGUCAUCUGUUUCCCAGUAUAAAGAUAACACUAAACAAUUUUUGGUUUAAGAUUCUCAGAAGGGAUGCUGACAGGAUUUAUUUGUUUUUUUUUACUUAUCUGUGCAGGUCAACAGAAGAAAAAUUAUGUAAAUCAAAGUAAAUUAGCUUAAAAUAUAUUGAGCAUCUUGUUAGUCAAUAUAUACACAAGUGCAGUGGAGUUAUGUUAUUGUAAAUCAUUUAUGUCUCUCUGGAAUAUGAUUGGCUGAGACAACCUAUACACGCAGACAAUGUAACAUAUCAUGAAGUGAGGAGGAAGGAAGGAAUAUUUUUUUAAUUCAAAAGUUAGGUUUUGCAGUUGACCAAUAGCCUUAGUAUUCAUUCCUCAAAAGAUGAGAUGUGUGUUUAUUAUUCACUGCUAGCUUUACAAAAACUGAAUUUCAUUUGCAUUUUCCAAAAUUUGCACAUUUUCUAUACUACAAUGUCUACAGAAGUUAAGUGCAACAUUUAAACUGUAGGGAUUGAAAUUAUAUUCAAACUAUUACUGAAACUAUUAAAGCCCCAAUGAAGUAAAAGAAUUGAAAUAAAAGUUGAAAAAUCUGGAGAUAUUUACCAGGUCAUACAGCUUUUGUGGAAAGAGAAACAAUUUUAAAAGGAAAAUAUUGAAGAUGGUGAAAAUCUUAAAUAAAACAGGAAAUGCAAGGAGGCCAGGCACCCAAUGAAAUGUCAUCAGCCAGCAGUGUUUCGCCAUUCACUGAUGUAGUCUGACUGCUAAAAUUUUCCAUUAUUUUUGGUUUCCCUUAAUAUUUCAGGCUAGUGAUCGUUGCUCAGAAUAUUAAUAUUCCACAGAUGCUGCCUGACCUACUGAAUCAUUUCAAUUUUUUUGAUAUUUCAGCUAUACAUCAUCUGCUAUAGUUUUCUUUGUCAUUGUUACAUCCCAUAUAUAAUGCAUUGCAAGAAUGCAUUCAAACAAAAGAUUUCAGGAUGCUUUAUUACUGUUGAGAUAAAAUGUAAAAACAUCAGUAGAUAUGUGUUUAUGACAAAAAUGAGCAAAGGUUUUAUUUUAAAUGAAACUAUGACAGCCAUAGUUUAAAAAUAAAACCUUUGCUCAUUUUUGUCAUAUGCACAUAUACACUGAUGUCCUUGGUAAUAUCACAAAUGUACAAAUGGUAAUGCAUUUCAAUUCAAAUUUUGCAAUAUAGAAUUUGCUUCAGCUUUAUCAAUUUGUUCAUGGAUGUUGUAUACAUUUGGUGAAUUAAGUGCUCUUUCCUAGUAGGAUUUGAUCAAUACCUAUAACAAUAUUAUGACAUUUCAAGUGACCUUGCACACAGUAAUAUGUAUACUAAGGAGACAUUCCUUGCAUUAUUUGUGUUUUUGUGUGUUAUGGGAGAUGUUAUAAUUUAACUUACAAUGCACGAUGAGGAGAUGCACAAAUGUUGAAAUCUAGUGUAAAUUUUAAUUGUUUCGCACAGAUAUUUCAUGAACAUUUAAGUUGCUAAUGUUAUUGUAGAAGAUUUGGAAGUUUUAACCCAGUUCCAAUGCCUAACAAUACUUUUUUCCCUUUUAGCUUAUCCAAAACCAAUUAAAUAAUUUAUCGUGCAUUCUGUUUAGAAAGCAAAAUUUGGUUUGUGAUUUUCUAAAGUCAUUUUGCAGCAUUUUUAUCUGUAGAAAUGGCCAGAUUGAAAGUUCUGCAAACGCUAAUAUAGCUUCAAUAUCAGGCUUAGAAUAUUGCUCUAGCUCCAUAGGUAUUGGUCAUAUCUCAAUGUUAGAAUCACUGCAUUCCUAACAGCAUCCUUGAAAGCAUUAAUCUAUAUUUUGUUGUGUUUUGUAACCAUUUUUCUAGAAAAAAGACUAAAACUUUUAGAUUGUAUAUUUGUAUUUUUGUGACCUUUUAUGCUGUUUACUGUUAAUUUUGUGUACUGCAAGAGAAAAUGUAUUUUUAUGUCAAGUCUAACCUCUGUAUUGCAUUAAUUUCUUGGUAUGUAAACACUGCAUAAUAUAAACUCUACAUUUUA